AUGAGCCACCAAUCUCUUUCUCCCGCUGUUGUGUACACUGCCAUGUCGGAUGACAAGUCGACGCAGACCCGUCGUACGACAAGCACUACAAGCAGUAGUAGCGCCGACGAACGACUGUACAUGCCGGCGCUGAGCAGUUUCAAGACUUGCUCUUUGGUGUUGGGUCUAUUGGUGGGUUUCUUUAUUUACUUGUCGACACUGGGUGCCGAGUUUGUGGGAGUCAUGCUGUGGGGCCGUGAGAUCCUCAACAAGUCGAACCACGAAUUGAUUCUCUUUUCGCUCAUGUGGAAUUUCAUCACGACCAUGAUUGCCAUUGUGAUUCUGUCAUCGAUGCGUCGCUUGGUCACCAUUGUGUUCAUGGCGUCCGUCUCCAAGGAACGUCAGAAUGCGGAAGAUGUCUUGUGCGAAUUGUUGAGUUACAUGGAAGGACGCUUUGCCGUUGGUGCCUUGGUCGGAAUCUGCACCAGUUGGAACGUCACCAACGUUGUGUUGGGCAUGCGUCCGCAAAUCAUUCAAUCUUGUGUCAUUCUCGCCGUCGCCUGCUUGUGGUGUCGCGUCACUUUGGUCUUGUUGGGAUCUCCAGAACAAGCCUUGAUUCAUGAUGACGAAGAAGAAGAAGAAGAGGAGCAAGAUCAAAUCAGCACUCCUCUUCUCAAUGUCUAA
Seminavis robusta is the source of this 663-nucleotide messenger RNA. The record is from the annotation of a GenBank genome assembly. Lineage: Eukaryota; Bacillariophyta; Bacillariophyceae; Naviculales; Naviculaceae.